Messenger RNA from Selaginella moellendorffii, 1081 nucleotides. RefSeq lists its product as uncharacterized. NCBI's taxonomy places the organism in Eukaryota, Viridiplantae, Streptophyta, Lycopodiopsida, Selaginellales, Selaginellaceae. The record is from RefSeq and is a predicted model, not a curated record. The transcript has 8 exons. Bases 1 to 1002 code for a protein of 333 amino acids.
AUGGCCGAGCUUCACUUGCCCGUGCUCGAUCUUCUUCUCGUUAGGUCCAAUCCACUUGUAUUGCGAUGCUUGCCGGCGAUUCCAGUCGCAGCGCCCAGAUGCCGCAUUGCCCGUCUUGCCGCCAAUGCCGCGUCUUCGUCCAAGAGGAAGAGAGAUUUCUCGGUGGAGCAAUGGACGGAGGAGGAUUUGGAGGCCACCGCGGCCGCUCCCACCGUCGUGACCUCGAUGAUGAGCUUCUACAACGCCAUUGCGAUUCUCGAGGUGCCCAGGGAUUCGCCCAGUGAAUUCGCGGGAGCUAGAUUGCUGCUGCUGGAUCAAACAGGAAAUGUUCAUAGUAUUUACAAGGAGGAUUCUGUGUGGGUCGGUUCAUACUGGGACGAGUUCUCCUCGCUUCCACCGAUCAUUCCCAGAGGUCCCAUUGCAAUUCUAGGACUGGGCGGUGGUACAGCUGCACGAUUGCUGCUCCACUUGUGGCCGGAGCGAGAAUUGAUAGGCUGGGAAAUUGAUGAGAUCCUAAUUGACAAGGCAAGGGAUUAUCUCGGCUUGUCGGAGUUAGAAGGCAAAAUCAAACACGGUGGAGGGCUUACAAUUCACAUCGACGAUGCUCUCUCGGAUGCAAAUGAUCCCGAGGGUGGAUUCGCAGGCAUUGUCGUCGAUUUAUUCUCAAAUGGCGAUGUUCUGCCAGUUCUCAAGGAGGCAGAGACAUGGUUUAAGCUCAGGAAAAGACUAAGACCCGGGGGCCGGAUCAUGAUCAACUGCGUAGAAGAGCAAAGACAUGGACAUGACGAUGAUGAAACUCUAGAGUCCACAAUUACGGGCGAGAACCAUGUUCUUUAUGCGAUGUCAAAGGCAUUUCCAGGCGAGGUGAACUGGCGGAAGCUUGAUCAAGUGAAUAACAAGAUGGCUUUCACGGGUCCCCUCCCCAAUCUCUCACAGUGGUCUCAGGCUGUUCCCGAGAGGCUGCGAAAAGGGACACUACAGUGGAAGGCUUUCAUACAGUGAAGAAAAUGCCUCUUUUCACUUUUUCAUUGUUGUUUCUGUCAUAGUUUGCUAAUCGAUCAAUCCAUCUUUGGCUGGACAA